UAGUUGCAAUAACUUGUCAACAAUUUUCCUCGGGGCCCUCGCGUUCAAUGGCAAAUCUUUAGAUCGUCGUCGUCGCCCCGACAAAGACGAGUAGCUCCCGCUACUGCUACCAUAGCGCAAACAGCUUCUUUAUGCUCCUCGCAGGCGGCUGUUUACACUCACUGAUACAUAAUACCGUGGCACUUCGGACGUUUAUUUAAUAAAAAGAGACGGAAAGCGAUGAAUAAUGAUGAAAAAGAAUAAGUAGGCGAGGUAUUUCGACGUGAGGCCCUCGAGUUUGUUGGCAGAUGUUCGUGUCGAUCGGCCGUUUGACAUUUCCACGCGUUUAAGAUCUCCUCACGCCGAACCUCAUUGGAAGAAUAAGGAGAAAGAGGGUGGGUCGGAAGCUUGUGAUCACGAUGCAGUUGGAACGUUGAGGUCGGAUGGCGCGCCACGGCGGUGAAUUCGGGCCCCAUAGUCUGCCGGCGAUGCCCGUCUCCAGGAACAACGGCCACUCCUCGCCACUCGACUCUCGCAUACCCCGGCUGACGCCCUCACCGUCGGCCCUCCGACGCUCCUCGAGUCUCUGGCUACGGGGCAGCAAUGCCGCGGGCGUCCUAUCCGCCGGGGCCGCCUUUCAGCAUCACCACGACUUCUUUCCCGUUAUUAAGGAGAAUGGCAGCGAGACACCACGAAGAUCAUCAUCCAGUUUGUCGCUGACGCCGUCGAGGCGGCGAACGCACCCGCGGGCGGGUGUCGGCCACGGCGAAUGCAACGAAGACUGCAGCGAUGCCGAAAGUCUCAAGAGCUACGGGAGCAACUACAGCACGGCGAGCGCCUGCGACCACGCGAGUUUCGCCCGCAAUGGCACCACUUGGUCCGGGCGGUCACGGCGUUACGUUUUCCACUGCGCCACCCAUGCCAGCAGCAACGACGAGUACCUCACGCCCACGCAAAGGGCCACCAGACAAGUGCGCGAGCUCCAGGCGAUGCUGAAGAGGGCGAGGAUGGAGAUCGAGGAGAAGGACCGGGAGAUCGUUCAUUUGACGAAGGAGGUGGUCGAGCUGCGCCUGUACAAGGCCUCGCUCAACAGCCCGGAUGAGAAGACCGACAGCAGCGAGGCAGCCACCAUCCGCGAGAUGAAACCCUUCUCGCCCGAUUCACCGUCCCGGGGGGAGCUUCUCCUCGACGACUCGUUCGUUACGAGCCCGACGACGAGUCCGAGGACGAGCCUGAGGACGAGCCCGAGGACGAGCCCGAGGACGAGCCCGAUCACGAGUUCGCGCACGCCCGACAAAAAGGAAUCCUCACUCGUCGACUCGGGCCACUUCGAGGAUGGCUCGAUGCACUCGAAGGAGUCGACGACGGUCGCCACCGAUCCCGCCAGUGUCGCCAACGAGAGUUACGCCUCGACGGCGGCUGGCAGUCUCAGCAUCGUCCACGACGAGAGCAUUGAUCUGCUAUCGGUGUCGUCGGUUAGGGAUGCCAGCUUGCACGACCACGAGACCAAGAGGCUCGUCGAUCACUACGAGCGCAGGAUCGAGGAGAUGCAUAGGAGACACGUCGACGAGACGCAGCUGCUCAAGCAGAGCCACAAUGACAAGGUGGAAAGCCUUCUGAAUCAAUUGUCCGAAGUGAGCAUGCGCUAUUGCCAGGCUCGCCCGUCCUUAGAUGCAGCGGAGGCCCGAACCAAGGAAUUGGAGGCAGAGCUUGAGGCUUUGCGCGCUCAAGUCGAUGAACAGAGAGCGCUACUGGCUGAUCAGGAGGAGCAAAAUAAACAGAUGUACCUGAAAAUGUAUUCCAAAGGUCAGGAGGCGGCUAGAAUCGAGCAAUCCGCCGAUCAGCUUCACGAGCCGGCGCAAAUGAACCCGGGGCAAGUUACCGUGGCCGAGCUACUUCAGCAAUUAGCCGUGACGAAAGCCGAAUUGGAGAAUAUUAAGCCAUUCCAGGAUACUCGAAUUCGAUCAAGCUACUCGCCUGAACCUCUUACUUUGGCCAAUCGUAGCCAAAGUUUAUUAAGCGUACACGAGGCUGUUUCUCUCUGGGUCCUUGGCACGCGUAAGGUAAUGUACAGACGUAUCGUGGAAUCGAAAAAUACCAAUGGAGCUUUAGAUCCGGAAAUUAAACUGCAGUUCCUCAAGUCAGCUAUUUAUUAUUUCCUCACGGACAAAGAAAAUCUUCAUGUACAUUUAAACGUUAUUGAGAGUAUUUUGGAUUAUACAAGCAUAGAAAAGCUGAAUAUCGACAGGAUUUAUGGUUCAGUCAGAAAGUAAAAAAAAUUAUUUAAAAAAAAAAAAA
Molecule: messenger RNA, 2277 nt
Organism: Ceratosolen solmsi marchali
Lineage: Eukaryota; Metazoa; Arthropoda; Insecta; Hymenoptera; Agaonidae
Gene: qtc
Product: GRIP domain-containing protein quick-to-court
Exons: 8
Coding region: 423-2252 (609 amino acids)
Source: RefSeq, a predicted model, not a curated record